Messenger RNA from Coniosporium apollinis CBS 100218, 1173 nucleotides. RefSeq lists its product as uncharacterized. NCBI's taxonomy places the organism in Eukaryota, Fungi, Ascomycota, Dothideomycetes. The coding region runs from base 1 to 1173 and encodes 390 amino acids. The transcript has a single exon. The record is from RefSeq and is a predicted model, not a curated record.
AUGAGGACUGAAAGUAGUUCUAGCACGAAGAACAUCUUACCGAGAGAGGUAUUCAACCGAGUCUUCGACAUUGCUCGAUCAGCCUCACAGGUUGACAACGAGACAAAUCUGAGAGGAAGCAAACGAGAUUGGUAUAGUCUCGUUCAGGCCUAUACACACCGCAAACUCACAAGACCAACGGAUCGAAUCUUGGCUUUGUCCGGACUCGCGAAAGAGUACAGCGCUGCGCUUGACGAUGAAUAUCUCGCAGGCAUGUGGCGCAGAUCACUGCUCACAGAGCUAUUAUGGUCCGUGCAAGGAACCACCCAUCCUGCACCGACUUCGUUCCAAGGUCCUUCAUGGUCUUGGACGUCUGUGAACGGCGUGAUCGACUUCAAGGGCCAGUACGGGUCCGAACACGGGACUAAAGAGCAAGCCAGGGCUAAGGUAUUAGAGUGUGAGCUCAUGCUCAUUGAAGACAGCGCACCAUUUGGAGCAGUCGAAGAAAACCUGAGCAGCCUGACUCUCGAAGCAAGAUUGAUACCUGCGCUUCUCCUUCCCCCGCAGGCUUCGAACAGCUACACCGGAGCUGAAGAGAACCACGCUAUCAUAAUGAAGAUGAGUGAAGAUGGCAAGACGCAACAAGUCAAGGUCAAUAUUGAUACUUCGGAUUUCAGAACCCGCAUGCCACAUGUAAAUUCAGGCAUUACGGAAGUCGUGCUUCUAGAGCUACACAGCGUAUUCAUGGGAGCUCAAUGGAGUACCAAAGGUCUGGUACUGCGGUCAGAGACAAUCUCUCAUCUUCAAAAGGAAGCAAUGAAACGGCGCCUAGCAGCCAAAGAAAAGAAGGACAGAGGGGAAGUGGUGGAUGAUGAAGUUGACACACAACCAAGACCUUCCGCAAUACAGACGGCCGCCCUGCGCUAUCAAUUUCGUCGCUAUUUGGGGGUCGAAGUCGACGAGUGGUCCACAGAGCAAGUUUGGGACUACGCCCGAACCCAAAGUGGCGAUCUACUUCGUAUGCAACCAAAGGAGAAUCGACAGCGAAGCGAGCCUGAGGAACAGGUAUUCUACCGCGUGGGCAUGUUCGAUUACAUUUCAAAUUUUCGGGAUCAAGCAGCUUAUGACAUUCGCGUGCGCCGGGAAUGCGAUUGGUUCAAGUAUCGCGUUCCUAGAGUGGUGAAGAUACUAUAA